Molecule: messenger RNA, 4181 nt
Organism: Tuber melanosporum (Perigord truffle)
Lineage: Eukaryota; Fungi; Ascomycota; Pezizomycetes; Pezizales; Tuberaceae
Exons: 10
Coding region: 189-3827 (1212 amino acids)
Biological process (GO): endoplasmic reticulum to Golgi vesicle-mediated transport; intracellular protein transport; retrograde vesicle-mediated transport, Golgi to endoplasmic reticulum
Cellular component (GO): COPI vesicle coat
Molecular function (GO): structural molecule activity; protein binding
Source: RefSeq, a predicted model, not a curated record
CAACAUCGUAACGAUCCCCACGCCUCCACUUGAAUCUCCUCCUCUUAACUCCUUUCCCUUUUACCUGAACUUGAUACCCGAAGCUGAGGAGAAGACCCUCUUCUGCCUAGUGUAUUCCUCCUCUUACGUCUUGAAAUACCUCCCCCCCUUUCCUUUCUAGCCUCGACCCCUCCCCCUAACCGUCCACCAUGCAGUCUAUGCUUACCAAGUUCGAAUCCAAAUCCUCACGAGCGAAAGGCAUUGCAUUUCAUCCUAAACGGCCAUGGAUUCUUGUCUCACUUCACACCUCGACAAUCCAGCUUUGGGAUUACCGUAUGGGAACGCUGAUAGAUCGGUUCGAGGAGCACGAUGGACCUGUUCGAGGGAUUGAUUUCCAUUGCACUCAACCGCUUUUCGUAUCGGGGGGUGAUGACUACAAGAUUAAAGUCUGGUCCUAUCAGACCCGCCGCUGCUUGUUUACCCUGAAUGGACAUCUCGAUUAUGUUCGGACCGUAUUUUUCCAUCACGAGCUUCCUUGGAUUCUGUCCUCUUCGGAUGAUCAAACGAUCCGAAUAUGGAAUUGGCAGAAUCGGUCGUUGAUUUGCACAAUGACUGGUCAUAAUCAUUACACUAUGUGCGCCCAGUUCCACCCCAAAGAGGAUCUAAUUGUCAGCGCUUCUCUAGAUCAGAGCGUCCGCGUAUGGGAUAUCUCAGGGCUACGGAAGAAGCAUUCGGCACCCACUUCAAUGACAUUUGAAGAUCAGAUGGCCCGCGCAAAUGCCAACCAGGCAGACAUGUUUGGGAAUACGGAUGCAGUGGUGAAGUUUGUGCUGGAGGGUCACGACCGGGGUGUUAAUUGGGUCUCCUUCCAUCCUACCUUGCCAUUAAUCAUCUCAGCUGGUGAUGACAGGAAUGUAAAGUUGUGGAGAAUGAGUGAAACCAAGGCUUGGGAAGUCGACACCUGUAGAGGCCACUUUCAAAAUUCAUCAGCUUGUCUCUUCCAUCCUCACCAGGAUCUGAUCCUAUCAGUAGGGGAGGACAAAACGGUUAGAGUUUGGGAUCUGAAUAAGAGGACUGCGGUCCAGUCUUUUAAACGGGAAAAUGAUAGAUUCUGGGUCAUUGCCGCUCACCCGGAAAUUAAUCUCUUCGCGGCUGGUCACGAUAACGGUGUGAUGGUCUUCAAGCUAGAGCGGGAGAGACCGGCAUAUGCGAUUCAUCAAAACAACCUCUUCUUCGUCAACAAGGAGAAGCAUGUACGGUCUUUUGAUUUCACACAAAAUAUUCAGAGCCCUUCUAUGUUGUCCUUGAAGAAAUUGGGCGCACCUUGGGUUCCGCCAAGAACAUUGUCUUACAAUCCCGCUGAGCGUUCGAUUUUGGUUACGUCUCCUACGGACGGAGGAACCUAUGAGCUUAUCAAUUUACCAAAGGAUGCUUCUGGCGCCGUUGAGCCAACUGACACUAAGCGAGGCACCGGAAACUCCGCGGUAUUCGUUGCCCGGAAUCGUUUUGCGGUCUUCAAUUCAAGUUCCCAAACUAUUGAUAUCAAAGAUCUCUCGAACUCUACUACUAAGACGAUCAAAACACCUACCAACAUCAAUGAUAUAUACUUUGGCGGCACAGGUUGUCUAUUGCUUUGCGCACCCUCGACUGUCAUUCUCUAUGAUAUCCAACAGAAGAAGACUGUUGCUGAGUUGGCUGUAUCUGGUGUUAAAUACGUUGUGUGGUCAAACGAUGGGCUCCACGCGGCGUUACUUUCAAAACACAAUGUUACUAUUGUUACGAAAACUCUUGAACAGGUUUCUUCUCUCCACGAGACUAUCCGUAUUAAGAGCGCGACCUGGGAUGAUGUCGGUGUGCUUUUAUAUUCCACCCUGAACCAUAUUAAAUAUACUCUUUUGAAUGGUGAUAAUGGGAUCAUUCGUACUUUGGGUGAGACUAUAUACCUUACCAAAGUUAAGGGGAGAAGUUUGUUCUGCCUUGACCGCCAGGCAAAACCAAAGCUUUUGGACAUUGAUCCUACCGAAUAUAGGUUCAAGCUUGCUCUAGUCAAGAGGAAUUAUGAUGAGAUGCUUUCUAUAAUUAAGACUUCCAACCUUGUUGGACAAAGCAUCAUCUCUUAUCUCCAAAAAAAGGGAUACCCGGAGAUUGCCCUCCAAUUCGUGCAAGACCCUCAGACUAGAUUCGAGCUGGCGAUUGAAUGCGGGAAUCUCGAGGUUGCGGUUGAAAUGGCCAAGGAGCUAGACCGCCCAAAGCUCUGGACCAGGCUUAGCGCGGAGGCUCUAAGUCAGGGUAACCACCAGGUCGUCGAGAUGGCCUACCAGAAACUCCGGAACUUUGACAAACUUUCGUUCCUAUAUCUUGUCACUGGAGACACAGAGAAGCUCAACAGAAUGGCAAAGAUCGCCGAGCACCGCAAUGACUAUACUGCCAGAUUCCAAAAUGCUAUCUAUCUCGGGGAUGUGGAGACUAGGAUCCAAAUGCUUAAGGAGAUUGAUCUAUAUCCUCUUGCAUAUGUGACCGCUAAAGCCCAUGGACUUAACGAGGAAUGCGAGGCAAUUCUCGAAGCUAGUGGCCUAACAGAGGAGGAUAUCAGGAUUCCUGAGAUUAGCGUACCCAUCCCACCCCCCAAAGCCAUAGUUCCCACACAUCAAAAGAACUGGCCUCUCCGGGCUGCUUCCCAGUCAUUUUUCGAGAAGGCUUUGUUGGGUCAAGUCGAGUCAAUGACGAUUGAGGAUGAAGCACCUUCUGGAACGAACGGCUUUGCUAUGGAUGAAGGUGCUGUUGAUGGCAAAGGGUUCAAUGGAGAUCUCUUGGAUGUGGAGGGAGAAGAAGAUGCCGCAGGAUGGGAUAUGGGAGAUGACGAUCUCAACCUGGAGCAAGUCGGUGAACUUGCUGUUGAAACCGACGGUGCUGGUGUUGGUAUGAGUGAGGCAGAGUUAUGGGCAAGAAACUCACCAAUUGCUGCCGAUCAUGUGGCAGCAGGAUCAUUCGAGACCGCCAUGCAGCUUCUAAAUCGCCAAGUUGGUGCCGUAAAUUUUGAACCUCUAAAGCCAAGAUUUAUGGAAAUUUACCAAGCUAGCAAGACCUACCUACCCGCAACCGUUGGCCUUCCUCCAUUAGUCAACUAUGUUAGGCGUACUAUUGAGGAGACAGACUCCAGGAAAAUCUUACCUGCCAUUCCUAGGGAUUUGGAGAGUGUGCGCACCAAUGGCCUACAGAAGGGAUUCGCUGCGAUGAAGGCCAAUAACUUAGAGGAAGGGGUAAAAAUCUUUAGGGGCGUUUUGCAUAACCUAAUCUUAGCCACUGUGCAGAACAAGUCAGAGAUUGAAGAAGCAAAAAGGAUUAUACGCACUGCUACGGAGUACAUCAUCGCUAUGUCAAUUGAAUUGGAGCGUAGGGAUAUCGCGACCGACGAAUCCCAGGCCAAGCGUAACUUAGAGUUGUCAGCAUACUUUACCAAACCCAUCCUUGAGCUCCCUCACAGACAGAUUGCUCUCAUGUCUGCGAUGAAGCUAGCGUACACAAAAAAGAACCAUGUCCUCGCUGCACACUUUGCAUCUCGGGUGUUGGCUAACAGUAGCCAAGGAAAGAAUGCUGAGAAUGCGCGCAAAAUCAAGGCCGUAUCAGAGCGUAGUGGACAAGACGCCAUUGAGAUUGAAUACGAUCAGUUCGCGGAGUUUGACAUCUGCGCGGCUUCCUACACCCCUAUAUAUAGUGGGCAGCCAUUUGUACAGGAUCCAUUUACGGGAGCAAAGUACCACCCGAGGUACAAGGGAAGCAUAUGCAGGGUUAGCCAAGUUACAGAGAUUGGAGCACCGGCUUCAGGGCUCAGGCUAUUGGCUCAAUAAAUAUCUGUAGGUUGGGUUAGAGUGGUUGGGGCGGGCCGGGAACGGUAUAAAAAAAGGAAAGGUCGUCAUCGUAUUUUUCUUUUCCUUGAUUUCGUGAUCGGCAAUGUUUAAUAGGCGAACUGGACAUUUGUGGUUUGUCUGUUUCCUGCUAUUUUUUACUUCACUGUUAACAGAGGUUUUCUUUCUUUCUUUUCACUCGUCUUUUUCUCCAUCGGAUGACUUUUGAUGGAAGCCCCGCCCUCUGCCUCCUCGGCGGUUUUACGGCUGAAAAUGAAGUGUCUUGCGAUUUGUGUAAAAGUGUACCGAUAUCUUAAGGGGGUAAAUGUAAAAGCAUAUAAAAAUGAAUGAAAUUGA